UGCAAUUGUUGUUGUUGUUUGAUCACCGAAUCAAUAAAACAAAACAGAAUAAAACCCUAAUUUGUAGUAUUAUAUAUAGUAAGGAUUCCAGACUAUAAACUUUUGAGUUCAGAAGAUCAGAAAAGAGGAUCAGAGUUUCAGAGAAGAAGAAGAAAGAGAUGGAAAGGCUAAGAAGCUCAGAUAUGGACGAAGGAAUGUCAGGUUUUUAUGUUAAAGGAGGAGGAGGAUGUGGAGGAGGACCAGGUGGUGGUGGUAAUAGCAGAGUUAUUGGUGGAGGAACAAAGUGUGGGCGUUGGAAUCCAACUGCAGAACAAGUUAAAGUUCUGACUGAUCUGUUCAGAUCUGGACUUCGAACUCCAACCACUGAUCAGAUCCAAAAGAUAUCUUCUCAGCUUAGCUUUUAUGGGAAGAUCGAGAGUAAGAAUGUCUUCUACUGGUUCCAGAAUCAUAAAGCCAGAGAAAGACAAAAACGAAGGAGAGUUUCGGUUGAAGAGGUCGAUCCAUUCGAUAGAGCAGAGAAGGUGUUCCCUGCAAAACAAUCUGGAGAGGUAGAACAGGUUUCAGAACAGCAUGAAAGAGUGGUCGAAACGCUGCAACUGUUUCCAUUGAACUCGUACGAAGAGUUGGAUUCACAGAAAUUAAGAUUACUGAGAAGCGAACGGAAUGAGAUGAAGACGUUUUCAUGUUCGAUGGGGAAAGAGAUUGAUCAUUCACAAUUAGAUCUUCGUUUAAGCUUUGUGUAAACACAAAUUGGAUUUAUGAAAA
Molecule: messenger RNA, 765 nt
Organism: Telopea speciosissima
Lineage: Eukaryota; Viridiplantae; Streptophyta; Magnoliopsida; Proteales; Proteaceae
Product: WUSCHEL-related homeobox 5-like
Exons: 2
Coding region: 159-743 (194 amino acids)
Biological process (GO): plant organ development
Molecular function (GO): DNA binding; DNA-binding transcription factor activity
Source: RefSeq, a predicted model, not a curated record